GUGGUGAAUAAUGACGGCUUAAGAGCCAAAUUUGUGGACAACAUUGUCAACUUCGUGAAGCAGUAUGGAUUUGAUGGAUUUGAUUUGGACUGGGAGUAUCCAACACAGCGAGGAGGAGCUGAAGCAGAUAAAGCAGCAUUUGCAAAAUUACUGAGUGAACUUCGCCCAAAAUUUGAUGCAAAUGGUUUCAUCCUUUCCGCAGCUGUGUCGGCAGGGAAGGCUACCAUUGACCCUGCUUAUGAUGUGCCAGCACUUGCAAAGUACGUAAUUCUGCAGCCACGGAAUAAGCUUAAUUCAAAUACUGUCCACCGCUGAUCUUGGUCAUAAUGUGUCUGCACUUC
This is a messenger RNA of Cryptotermes secundus, 341 nucleotides long. RefSeq names its product probable chitinase 2. Gene Ontology annotation, molecular function: chitin binding; chitinase activity. Gene Ontology annotation, biological process: carbohydrate metabolic process; chitin catabolic process. NCBI's taxonomy places the organism in Eukaryota, Metazoa, Arthropoda, Insecta, Blattodea, Kalotermitidae. The record is from RefSeq and is a predicted model, not a curated record. Gene Ontology annotation, cellular component: extracellular region.